Molecule: messenger RNA, 1032 nt
Organism: Mesorhabditis belari
Lineage: Eukaryota; Metazoa; Nematoda; Chromadorea; Rhabditida; Rhabditidae
Source: the annotation of a GenBank genome assembly
AUGGCUCGUAACUUCUUUUUGGGUCCAAUUUUGGCUUCGAAAACAGGCUCGAUACCCCAAGAGAUCUACGAUGUAAUGCUUUCCGACUCGGCAAACAUAUACUUCUGGGCUUUCACCGGCAGAGCUGAUUUGGCGCACGUGUACAUCAUUGGCGGUUGGGCAAUCGUGAUCGGGAUUUCGUUUUAUGUGCUCAUCAUGACUUAUUGUGAAAUUGAAUUGAUCAGCUCAUGGAGAUCGUUUAAUGGCUAUCAAAAGGUUUACAAGCAUCAAAGCCAUGAAAACCAAUGUGAGAUGACAUUUGGCGUCUAUUUGCCUUGUGCAACACAUCAUACUGGACCUCGUCCGACACUCUUUUUCUUGUCCGGUAUCACUGCAACUCAUGCGAACUUUAUCGAGAAGUUCGGUCCACAGCGACUCGCUGACAAAUAUGGUUUCAUCAUCAUUAAUCCAGACACGUCACCAAGGGGAGAUGAUGUGCCCGAUAUGGAUGGGCCCGACUUUGGAAAGGGUGCCGGUUUUUACCUUGAUGCCACUGAAGAGCCAUGGUCGAAAAACUAUCGGAUGUACUCGUAUGUGACAAAAGAACUUCUUGACAUUAAUUUCCCCAUUGAUGAGGAGAAGAUCGGGAUUUUCGGGUUUUCUAUGGGCGGACAUGGAGCGAUCACGAUUGGAUUGAAGCACCCAGAAAUCUUCAAGUCGAUCUCCGCUUUUGCCCCGGUUUGUCAUCCAGCGAAAAGCUUCUUCGGAAGACGGCUCUUUGCUCGUUAUUUGGGCACUGAUGAGGCAACUUGGGCUGAUUACGAUUCUUCCAUGCUUGCUGCCAGAUACACUGGACCUAAACGAGUCAUACGAGUUGACAUCGGAGCCAUUGAUCCGUUUUUGGUGAAAAAGGAACUUCAGCCAGAAUCCAUUCAAAACAACGAGCAUUUAGAAGUGGAUUACCAUUGCCAACCCGAUUACGAUCACUCACAUUGGUUUGUCGCCUCGUUCAUCGAGAAACAUUUCGAGCAUCACGCAAAAGAGCUCGGUGUU